Anastrepha ludens (Mexican fruit fly) is the source of this 1365-nucleotide messenger RNA. Its product is annotated as queuine tRNA-ribosyltransferase accessory subunit 2. The transcript is spliced from 5 exons. Gene Ontology annotation, molecular function: tRNA-guanosine(34) queuine transglycosylase activity. The record is from RefSeq and is a predicted model, not a curated record. Lineage: Eukaryota; Metazoa; Arthropoda; Insecta; Diptera; Tephritidae. The coding region runs from base 86 to 1354 and encodes 422 amino acids.
AUAUGUGUUCAAAACAACGUGUCUGGGAAGCUUAGGGAUUUCGACAAAACUUAUCCAUUUAUAAAUAAAAGUACAGAAAUUUGGAAUGAAAUUCGUUAUUGAGAGUAUAAGCAAAUCUUCUGGGCGGCUUGGUCACUUAGUACAAAAUGAAACAGAGAGGCUAUUUCGUACACCUAUGUUAUUACAAACCACUAAAGGUGGAAGCAUUCCGUAUCUAACGCCCGAAGUUUUUGAAUAUAUUACCAAGGAGAUACCAGCGUUACAGUUUUCAUUAUCAACAAUCGAUCAUAUGACGGAUUCACUCAAAUUGUUCAAUGAUUCCUUCGGCAGGUAUGUUGGUUAUCCAGAAUGUUUGUCUCUGUUGAUGAUUCGGAACCCGUGUGAGUUCACACCUAGCGGACAUAACGAUAAAGACACGGUACCGCUUUUUACAAGACGUGGGAAGGAAACGUGUACUGCAAACAGAUAUAUGGAUAUUAUAGAAAUUAUAAAACCCGAUAUAUAUCAAGGCUUUUGUGACGCAGAUACAAAUUUGGACAGUGCCAAAAAGCGUUUAGUAAAGAGCAUCGAUAGAACAGCACAGUUUAUGGAUAUAUGUUAUGGGCGGCAUCAAAAUUCAAAUAUAUCAAAAAAGUGCACAUUGUUUGUACCAAUUGUUGGGGGGUACAGCAUGUUUGCUCGUUCAAAUUCCAUUAAUCAUGCCAAAUCGAAAGGAGGCAACGCAGCCGGGGGCUAUAUAUUUGAGGGCUUUCAUAACUACGGGCUUAGUGCCACAGAGGUAGGCGCUACUGAGUUAACAUCUGUGAUGACACAUUGUUUAAAGGAACUACCUGUUAAUAAACCAAAAAUGAUGCCUGGAGCGUAUACACCGCCAGUAAUAUUGGAAUUAAUAUCCUUGGGAGUGGAUAUUUUUGAUACAUCAUAUGCCUACUGUGCUGCAUCCAAUUAUAAAUUGUUAACAUUUAGCUUUAAUUUAACAGAGGCUAAAAGUGAAAACAUGGAGCCAUUCUUGGAUAUAACUACAGAUAGUUUAAAAGAGGAUUUUACACCAGUAUUAGUGAAUUGUUGCUGCUUGACCUGCAAAAAGCAUACACGAGCGUACUUAUAUCACCUGUACAAAACAAAAGAGUUGCUCGGACCAAUCUUAAUUAUGAUACAUAAUUUGCAUCAUUUGUUGGAAUUUUUCAAUGUCAUACGUACAUGCAUUGGCGAGGAUAAAUUACCUGACCUAAUACAACUUAUUAAGUUACAAGGACGCGACGCUGCGGUCGAUUAUAGUAUUAAACCAAACUCCAAAGCGACUAAUAUAAGUGAUAAAGACAAAAAUUUUGCAAUUGCUAAAAACGGACUAUAGUUAAUUAACAA